This is a messenger RNA of Anguilla anguilla (European eel), 1595 nucleotides long. Its product is annotated as olfactory receptor 51E1-like. The coding region runs from base 94 to 1050 and encodes 318 amino acids. Gene Ontology annotation, molecular function: olfactory receptor activity; G protein-coupled receptor activity. The record is from RefSeq and is a predicted model, not a curated record. The transcript is spliced from 2 exons. NCBI's taxonomy places the organism in Eukaryota, Metazoa, Chordata, Actinopteri, Anguilliformes, Anguillidae. Gene Ontology annotation, cellular component: membrane. Gene Ontology annotation, biological process: G protein-coupled receptor signaling pathway.
AUAGCUACAAGUAACAAAAUGCGAAUAAAAGUAAUUUUAGUGGAAGCCAAUGCUAAAUUAUAUGUCAGCUGGGACUCACUGUGCAACUAGACCAUGGAGAAUGGAUCCGUGGUGACAUCAUUCGUAUUGAUGGCAUACACUGAACUGGAAGACCAUAGAUAUUUAUACUUCACAGGUUUCCUGUCAUUGUUCAUCCUUAUGCUAUUAACAAAUGUAAUUCUUCUUUCAGUAAUUUAUAUUGAAACAGGUCUCCAUAAACCCAUGUAUUUUUUAUUGUGUAACUUAGCAGGGAAUGGAAUUUAUGGCACUAUAUCUUUAUUACCAGCAGUACUUGGUAAUUUAAUGUCUCAUACUUAUGAAAUAUCUCUGGCUGCUUGUCUUCUACAGAUCUUUUGCAUACACACAUAUGGUGCAGUUGAAUUUAGCAUUUUAGCAGUGAUGGGCUAUGACCGAUAUGUUGCCAUUUGUCAUCCACUACACUAUUACCAACUAAUGUCUCAUAGAAAAGUGUGCACACUUUCUGCAUUGUCCUGGAUUUAUCCUUUUACACUUUUUGGACUCUAUUUCAUAUUCACAGUACAGUGUACUUUUUGUGACAGGAUCAUAGAAAAAGUGUAUUGUGCCAAUUUUGCUUUAGUCAAACUGUCUUGUUUUGAAACUUCUAUUCAGAGCAAAGUUGGCUUUGUUGUAACUGUUUUCAUAAUUGUCCCACAGCUGCUCAUGAUAUUAUUUUCCUAUGCACAAAUACUCAGAAUCUGCUUGUUUGCUUCUAAGGAAUCUCAGACCAAAGCUCUUCAAACUUGCACCCCACACUUACUGUCUGUGAUUAAUUAUUCUGUGGGAUGCUUAUUUGAGGUUUUCCAGACUCGUUUCAACAUGAGUCAUGUACCUCAAAAAGCUCGCAUAUUCGUGUCUCUUUACGUUCUGAUAUUUCCCCCAGUGUUUAAUCCUGUCAUUUAUGGAAUUAGCAUUCAAGCCAUCAGGGUUCAGAUUUUCAAACUGUUCAUUGCGUGUAAAAAUAAGUUAAAUCCACUGCAGGUGAUGACGUAGUUUCAUAAAUGUUUCACUUUUUUAACACAUUGUUAAGCCAAUAAUGAGUUCAAAUGGAAUUCCACUGGGUGAUAGGCUCAAUAAAAUGUCUGGACACUGGUUGUUUUGCAGCAGGACAAGAAAACUGUUAUUUUUACCUGUAGAAUUCAGUCCCUUUUCCCAGGUAGUAAAUUUUGCCAACUUCUUGCAUAUUUACAUUUCACACCAAGAUACAUUGCAAUACAUUGGGGAAAUUAAGUUGGGCCUAUCAGGCAAAUCUUGUCAGGAGUAUUUUUAACUGAAUGAUGAAUGAAGUUCAAUGGGCAGAAAUUAAACAAAAAUUAAACUAAAAGUAAACGUAUUGUCAUAUUGUUAAAGAAACAUCAACAUCAUAAUUAAGUUACACUGUAAGGGAAGCAAAUAUCUUGAUCAUGUCUUGAUCACGCCACAUCAAUACGGCGAUCAGCAUGAGAAGCAGCUCACAAUAACAAAAAAUAAAAAGGCAUGUGUCUGUUUUGUUUGCCAUUAUUCUGUUGUAAUAAACUCACUUGCAAUAAGAACUGGAA